Caenorhabditis briggsae is the source of this 1440-nucleotide messenger RNA. It is a transcript of the gene Cbr-ekl-4, whose product is annotated as Protein CBR-EKL-4. The record is from RefSeq and is a predicted model, not a curated record. The transcript has 6 exons. Bases 1 to 1440 code for a protein of 479 amino acids. Gene Ontology annotation, molecular function: transcription corepressor activity. NCBI's taxonomy places the organism in Eukaryota, Metazoa, Nematoda, Chromadorea, Rhabditida, Rhabditidae. Gene Ontology annotation, cellular component: Swr1 complex; NuA4 histone acetyltransferase complex; nucleus. Gene Ontology annotation, biological process: chromatin remodeling; DNA repair; negative regulation of transcription by RNA polymerase II.
AUGAUUGGAGAUGCUCAUCAAAUUCUCCUGGGCGGCGCCGCCGACGCCUCGAAAGAAACAACCUCGAAAAAAACGCCGAAACAGACUUCAUUUCGAAAACCAGAAGGAAUGAAGCGGGAGCUGUUCAACUUGAUCGCUGGCAAGGAUAUUACAUCUGUCAUGCCCACAGACGUUAAGAAAACUUACAAGCAGAAGUUUCAGACCGGAUUUCGCGCUGUUCGAAAAUUCAAAUGGAUCCCUUUCACUAAUGAAGGAAGAACUGACAAUCUUAUGUUGAAUCACUGGGUUCGAUCAGAUAAAAUUGAAGCACAAACUCCGUAUGCAUUCGCAAAAUUCAACAGAGUGAUCGAAAUUCCUACUUACACUGAUGAAGAGUAUGAAAAUCAUCUGAAAAUUGCAAAAUGGACGCGAGAAGAAACUGAUUACUUAUUUGAUGUCUGCCGACAAUUUGAUCUUCGUUGGUUUAUAGUCGCCGAUAGAUAUGAUUGCAAAAAGUUUGGAGUAAAUCGGUCAGCUGAAGAUCUAAAAGAACGGUUUUAUCAAAUUCAGUAUGAAUUGCAGUUGCUGAGAGAUCCCAGUUCGACACCCACUGGUUAUGAUGCAGAUCACGAACGUCGACGAAAAGAACAGUUGAACAAGCAAUGGAAUCGGACUAAAGAGCAGUUGCAAGAAGAAGAGGAUCUGAUUGCUGAGAUGCGAAGAAUCGAUCAGAGAAAGAAGGAGAGAGAAAAGAAGGCGCACGAUCUUCAGAAGCUCAUCAAUAUGUCAGAACAGCCGGCGAGUCCUUCAACAGCAGGAUUUUCUGGAGCGGCCGCUGGAAAGCGCAACAAACAGUUCAGAACGAAAGCGGGAUCCAUUUCGAUGGCUCCUGGUCCACUAUUCAAUCCUCUGGAUAUUUCUGUUACUGCUUUGCGAUUCUCCGAAUUCAAGUCUUCCGGUGUUCAUAUGCGCGGUCAAGAAAUGAAGUUGCCGACUAACAUUGGACAGAAGAAGUUAAAGAAUAUUGAGGUGGUUCUGGAGAAAUGCAAAAUGGAAAUGAAUCCAGUCGCUUCGGAGUCCAUCAUGAAGGUCUACAACGAUUUCCGCUCACAAAUUAUGCUGGCUCAAGAGCUCAAAUCUGCCAUGCAGACUGCAGAAUUCGAGUUGGAAUCCUUACGGACCAAACUGCAGGAACAAGGAAAAGAUUUUGAUAUCGAUUCACGUUUCCGAAUUUCACAGUUGCCAGAAGGUGGUUUGGACGAUGACAUGGUGGGAGGUCCUGGAAUGGCUUCCACCGCUCGAAGAAUAACUUCCUGGAUUGAUUGUUCUAGUUCCAAAGAAAUUUCAACGUUCCAGGCCAACGCUCGCAAACGAAAAGCGACCGCAACAACGCCAACGCUCACUUCAACACCUUCCUCGUCUUCUAUGGGAGGAGACCCAAAAAGGAGGAAAAAUAACUAA